AAGAGGCCAAACUUGGAGAAGAAAUCGGAGUUUUGUCUCUUUCAAUCUCCCACCUCAAGAUUUUGAGGCUCCAGAGGAACCGAGACCUUCUCCUCUAUCUUCGUGGCUUCUUCUUCUCCCAUCUCAGCUUCACGUUUCUCAUUUCUCAUUUCUCAUUUCUCACUCCUCAUUUCUCAGCAUUCUAUGGCAGCUUCCACUUCCAAUGCCGUUCUUCUCGGAGAUGUCUACUUUGAAGAAGUCACCGCCAAGCCCUCCGGCGUUCGCUUCCGGGACAGGACGCGCCGCGCCGCUUUGCGAGCUACCGUCAAUCUCACAAGAUUGCAACCGUUGAACAGUCUUUUGAACUUCGGGUGCUCCACCUCCAAUUCAACAUGGAGGAGUUCGAAUCCGAGCUCGCUCCUUGUUGGAACCAAGCGCUCCUCCUUUCCUUGCUGCUCCGCCGAUACAACGCCUCAUGUUCAGCACCUUUCCUCCUCCACAUUUUCACUCGACCAAACAAAUUUUGGUCCUGAGAAGUUGAAGUUGUUUUCGGGGUCAUGUUACCUACCACAUCCGGAUAAGGAGGACUAUGGUGGAGAGGAUGCACAUUUUAUUUGCGUAGAUGAACAAACAAUCGGUGUUGCAGAUGGUGUAGGUGGCUGGGCAGAUGUUGGUGUUAAUGCUGGACUGUUUGCUCAAGAACUCAUGUCCCAUUCUGUUAGAGCAGUUGAAGAGGAACCAAAAGGUUCUGUUGAUCCCGCAAGUGUUUUAGAGAAGGCUCACUCAUUUACAAAGGCCAAGGGUUCAUCAACAGCUUGUAUCAUUGCCCUUACUGAUACGGGACUGCAUGCCAUUAAUUUAGGUGACAGUGGGUUCAUUGUGAUUAGAGAUGGAUGCACCAUCUUCAGGUCCCCUGUUCAACAGCAUGAUUUCAAUUUUACGUAUCAACUGGAGAGUGGCAAUGGAUGUGAUCUACCCAGCUCUGGUGAGGUAUUCAAAAUAUCUGUUGUGCCAGGAGAUGUUGUCGUUGCUGGAACAGAUGGAUUGUUUGACAAUCUGUACAAUGAUGAGGUUGCUGAAGUUGUUUUGAAGGCAGUCAGAGCUGGACUAGAACCCCAAGUAACUGCGCAGAAGAUAGCAGCACUGGCUCGUCAGCGAGCACUGGACAGGAAUAGACAGACACCAUUUGCUACUGCUGCCCAAGAGGCUGGGUUCCAUUAUUAUGGUGGGAAGCUUGAUGACAUAACAGUUAUAGUGUCAUACAUAACUGGCUCAACAUAUGUAGGAUGGGGUUUUGCAUAGUUCAUGUGUUUUCAUAUGUAGCUUCUUUUAUGGAGCUUGCAUGUGAUGCUGUUUGAUCAGGGGUUUAAUUACUGGUGCAAUACGGGGAUGAGGCUCUGUGAGGGGUCAAAACCAGGGGAUUGGAGCGUAUGCUGAGAAGCUUUCAUGAUAAUAAACAAGGGAAUGUUGGUAGAUAUAUUGCAAGGGAAAAUUGUCAUCUGCAACCACUACUAAAUGCAAGCAUAACCCUGAAACUCAAGCAAAUACAAAAUGAGUACACGGAAAGGAGGAAUGACCCCCCUCCCCCAGAAACCGGUAGCAAAUGCCCCAAUGGUCCUUUGCUUUUAUUUAUGCUCUAGGACUAUCAAGGUUGAAAAGUUUUGUUUGAAAAUAUAUUUCCAUAGACAUUUAUAUAAGUAAAUAAGAAAAAAAAAACCUUUUUCCAUAAACUAUAAUUAAUUUAGGCCAAGUUAAAAUUAAUUCUUUUAGAGGAGUUAAAUGACCAGAUUUUCUAAAAAGCUGCUUUUAACUUUAAGAGAGAAAUUAUUUCAUCUUACGUUUUUAUAUAAAUAUUUAUGAAGAAACUAAUUCGUAAAGCACCAAGAAUACGUCGUUGGGAAUAUUUUGGUAAUAGUUGGAGUGCAAGUUUUGGGUCAGAAUGGAAUUGUGGUAAUUAGUUAAACUAAGCUGCCGUUGUUGCUUGGUUAAUGCAAACCUUUUCUGUUAUUGUUAUAGCUAUUAUUCUUAUGAAUUCAAAUGUGAAUUUAAGUUUUGCAUUGGAUAAAAUUAAGAAAGUUAAAAAUCAUAUAAGAAUUGGGACUCAUAAAUCUAAUGUCUUAAGGUCUGGGUUAGAUUUAAAUCUCAUUUUGUCUCUAGAUCCAUCAAUUACUAUUGUUUUUCUGUCUCUACGUAGCAGUGUCUGGAAAUUUGUCUGUGAAUUUAUGCUAGUGAUUCCUAUAAUUUGAGAUUUGGUUUUUGCAAACUUAAAAGUCAGUUUAUUUUGUAAAAAAAGUAAGCAUUAAUUUAUGAUAUGCUUUUGAUAUACGUCUGCCCCCUUCCCCCUGGAACAGUAUCAUUGUAAAAACAUUUACCGAAUACUUUUGUG
This is a messenger RNA of Vigna radiata var. radiata (mung bean), 2365 nucleotides long. RefSeq names its product probable protein phosphatase 2C 55. The record is from RefSeq and is a predicted model, not a curated record. The coding region runs from base 184 to 1281 and encodes 365 amino acids. The transcript has 6 exons. NCBI's taxonomy places the organism in Eukaryota, Viridiplantae, Streptophyta, Magnoliopsida, Fabales, Fabaceae.